GUUAAUGCCUAUGUGGUCCAGUCUCCGCUAUUUUCGACAAACCCGCACAUUGGCAAGAAGCUCGGCUUGUUCGAUCUCUAUCACACGGCCAUGGUCUUCCGCCAGGAGAUCCCAGGUCAAGCGCCGCGGAACUGGACCGUGGAAUUCGACUCUGUCACCAAUGUCCUGGGCGCCGUCCUUCCGAAGAUUGACAACGGAACUCUGAGUUGGAACAACGACGCCCGAUACUGCGUCACUCCUGGGGUGCUCUGGGGCGAGGCACAUUGGAGCAAAAUGUUCGACUUGGCUCUGCAGCUCACCAGCACGCAGGCCACGAAGAUCUUCACUGACCUCAUCCCAUCUGUGAACCGCACCGCGCAUCAGAGUCGCCCUCUCUACCAACUCUGGAGGGUGACGCGUCGGGAGCCGGAGCAGACCCUGAUCAAGGACAUAACCUGUGGAGAUGGCAUCAAUUGGAUCCUCCACUUCGCAUCCACACGGCUGCAAGUACCAGUUGAAGCUGGCUUCGAGCUGAAGUUUACGUCCAUCCUCUUCCAUGCAGACAGGUUGAACCCCGUUGCCGUUGGCAGUGAGCAGUGGCCAGAUGUGGUGAAGUACUUUGAGGGAAUGAUUCAGGCCACAGCAUCCCACCAGACUCUCUUGGAGCGAUUGUUGGAAAUGCUGCACCUGAUGCCCGUGCAUUUUGUCUACGACUCAAACGCGAAGGCGAGCGGCAAGCGGCGGUGGACACACAACAGACAGGGCUCUGCAGUAGCAUGA
Symbiodinium sp. CCMP2456 is the source of this 759-nucleotide messenger RNA. The record is from the annotation of a GenBank genome assembly. Lineage: Eukaryota; Dinophyceae; Suessiales; Symbiodiniaceae.